AUGUCACGCCUUCUCAAUCUGCCCAGCGAACUGCUCGCUCGCACAUUUUUUAAUGUGGAUCGUUCAUCAUUAAAGUCGCUGCGCCAAUCCUGCCGUUUCAUAUCACAGCUGGCCACCGAUCAGCUCUUCAGGACCGUGCACCUGCAGCCCAGCGAGACAAGCCAAAAUGCGUUACAAGAGAUUUUGAACAAUCCCAGUCUACGUCGGAUUCUGCGAAAGAUCUACAUAGACACCGUGGACGAGAGUCUUAAUUAUGAUGAUGAAGAAGAGCAAAAAUGGCCCCAAGGCUGGGACAAUCUUGUUCCGCAAGUGAAAGAAUUGCCUCGGCUGAACGCCGCCGUUCUGUGCUUCGAUAAGGGGUUUACUUCAGACAGCAAGGAUCGGGAUGACCUCCAUUAUAUGGACUUCCCGCAGACGCCUCAAUUUCGCUUCCACGCAAUGCAUAAGCUCUUCUCUCUUCUCGAAUCCUUACGGCACCCAAUCCAAGAUCUUGGUAUUCGCAACCUGCAAACGGAUAACCCCAAAGAUCCGAAAACACUUGCGAAAAUGGGGAAGGUCCUGUCGGGCCUACUGUCCCUUCGCCUAAGCAUUACCAGCGAGACAAAUGACGCCGCUCCUGAGCAUGAUCUCGAGUAUCCGGAAAUCCGCAAGUUUUUCAAGGAGUUGCCCAGCACAUGGCUGAGUCCCGCUGCGCCUUCUCUCCAACAUCUCUCGCUCUGCUCGCGUGAAUACUCGGGCUUUUACCCUCACCUGGAUCUCUCCAAUCUGUUCUUUCCACGCCUGAAGACGCUAUCACUUGGAAACUUCUGUUUCUUCCAUGAUGGCCAAAUCGACUGGAUUCUGAAGCAUGGCGACACCCUCGAGGAAAUCUACUUCGAUGACUGCGCCGUCCUCUACGACUUUUGUAUGAGGGAAGAGAAUGUGGACGCCUGUGCUCUACCUAGGGACACUUUGGUGCGCCGCGAGGGCGAUGAGUCUUUGUAUGGUUCGUUCGAGAAGCGAUGGCACCAUAUUUUCGAUCUAUUUGCAGAGAAACUGCCAAAACUGCGACACUUUCGAAUCGGCCGUAGUAAUUGGUACCCGGAUAUUCCAUUUGAGCAGGAGAGGGAUAUCAAGGUCGGGCUGUAUUACAAUCGGUACAUGUGCUGCUAUGAUGGAUAUGGCCCUUCGCCUUAUAUGGAAGGUGAGGAUCCCAACGAACUCGCAAACCUUGAGAAUGCGUGGAGACCGUCACCAGAAUGUGACGAUGAGGAUCGCGCGGCACUGCGGAAACUAUUGGCAAAGCUUGGGCAAUCGGUCCAGGAAAGUUAUUCGGAUAGACACUCUGGUGGUCGUAUAGUAGAUCUUGUUCAGAGGAGAUACGGAUCCGCAGAGUGA
This is a messenger RNA of Penicillium canariense, 1377 nucleotides long. RefSeq lists its product as uncharacterized. The transcript has 3 exons. NCBI's taxonomy places the organism in Eukaryota, Fungi, Ascomycota, Eurotiomycetes, Eurotiales, Aspergillaceae. Bases 1 to 1377 code for a protein of 458 amino acids. Gene Ontology annotation, molecular function: protein binding. The record is from RefSeq and is a predicted model, not a curated record.